This is a messenger RNA of Desarmillaria tabescens, 438 nucleotides long. Its product is annotated as fido domain-containing protein. NCBI's taxonomy places the organism in Eukaryota, Fungi, Basidiomycota, Agaricomycetes, Agaricales, Physalacriaceae. The transcript has 4 exons. The record is from RefSeq and is a predicted model, not a curated record. Bases 1 to 438 code for a protein of 145 amino acids.
AUGGAGACUAGCAGAUUUUCUGAGACCUACACUCCCCCUGGCCGGACGCGUGCUUGGACGAGGAAGACAGUCAUCAUCGCCGGCAACUAUAAGAUCCAGUGCUGCCCGUUCCCCGAGGUUGACAAUGAGCUCGAUUAUAUCUGCAAGAUGGCCAAGCAAUACAUCAAGAACUGGCGCAACCCAUUCGCCACUGCGAGCUGGAUUCAUUUACUCCUUGCCCGAUGCCAUCCGUUCAAUGACGGAAACGGGCGCACGACCCGGCUUAUCGCAUCGAUCCCGCUCAUGAUGCACGGGUAUCCGCCUAUUUCUAUCGGUCUUACCCAGCGUUCUGAUUACUACAAUGGUAUUAACAAGGUUUACGAUGGGGACCACGGGCCCUUGAUUCAGUGUAUUCUUCGGGGGAUGGAGGCCACCAUUGCGAGCGUUCGUAGUAUCUAG